Messenger RNA from Wasmannia auropunctata (little fire ant), 3046 nucleotides. RefSeq lists its product as uncharacterized. NCBI's taxonomy places the organism in Eukaryota, Metazoa, Arthropoda, Insecta, Hymenoptera, Formicidae. The record is from RefSeq and is a predicted model, not a curated record. The transcript has 2 exons. Bases 127 to 576 code for a protein of 149 amino acids.
GCGUGAAUCACGAAACAUACCAGAGGCGUGAAUUAGUUCCAGUCUGCGCCAUAAAAAACGUGACGAGUAAAGCAUUAUCUCGUCUCUGAUACAGAUCAGAUGUAAGGCUGAUAUCAUUCAAACACUAUGAGGGCGAUUUAUUUCCUAGCCAUUAUUGCCGUCGUUGCAGCGAUAUUCCCCGAAGCUGAGAGCGGAUCGGUAUACAGCCCCAAGCAGAAUUAUCGAGCGGAAGGUCAAAACGGCAAGUAUUACAAGACGAGUCAGAAAUUGGCGGGACCGACGGCGCCCAAGAACGAAUCGCAGCCGCAGCCAGGUCGGAAAAUGAUCGUUUCAGCUUGGGGGAUCAUCGCGUUAAUUAUCGGCGUUAUUAUACUAAGUACACUAACUUAUUACAUAUUUAUGCUGUAUCCAUAUAUAUGUAAGAGGGAAGCGACCUACGACAUCAUAGAAUUGACGGAAGUUAACUCUGUGUGCACUGUUGACAAUGUUAACAAUGUGCCGCACGAACUUAGAGUAUAUUGCCACUCGAAUGACAUAUCGAAUGACGUGUCGAACGACGUGUCGUUGAAUCGAUAAAGGAUCAAAGCCUGAAAAGACAAUGUAAACUCAGACAUUUAUUUUAUAAGCAUAGGUACAUUUAUUAAUUUAGAGUAAUAGUAUUUUUGUACAAGUUUAAUAGCAAUUAAGUUUUAUACCAAUUUAAAACAACACUGCCAUAUAAGACAUUUCAGAGUAGAAAAAUAUUAAGAUUGAGAUUAUUGCGCGUUUUCAUACUAUCUUAUAGUAGAGCGUCCUAGGAAAGUCCUUUCGCUGGCAGAUUCUAAAAAGCAUUCUAAGACGAACACAUCGAGGCUAUAUAUAAUAUUUUCAAAUUAUAUACGAUUGAAGUUAGUUAGCUAAUUCUAGCGUCUAAAAUUCGUGCGUUCAUGCAGGCAUGGUACAUCGCGCGCGUGAUAGCUCUUAACCACUACAUUUUUAUGCUGUAUCCAUAUAUAUGCACUUUAAAAUAAGAAAUUAAAUUUCAGCACUUUUUCGAUAAACGCAUUAAUUAUGUCAAUAUUUAAAAAGCGAGUCAAUUGCCCUUCCUAAUCGCGCGUGCGAUGUAUCAUGUGCAACCCGUAGUACUGUGAUCAAUUCAUACAAACCAAGACGAACAUAGAAAUGUAGCUACAGGGAAUUUCAUCUAAUUUAAUCUUAAUGGAAACUGAAAUUAAAAUCGGAAUCAUUUUGAAAUUUUUCUUCCGUUAUGUCGCGGGUUAAUUUUGACCAGUUAAUUUCACGGAAAGUCUAAUCGAAAUUUAUAAAUCUAUAAAAUUCUUGAAGUGUCAAUGGCCAUUGGGGGGGCCCCCAUUUUUCGAAAUUGUUGCUGUUUGAAUAAUUUGUUUUUAUAUAAAUACAAUAAGGUAACGUGAUCUGAUGGAAUCUGCUAUAGGUUUACAAUUUUGGUCCAAUCUAAUAUCCGCUUGCAAUAGUGUAUCAUCUCUCUCAGACAUACAAUCUAACGGAUAUUCAUGUAUGUGCAUCUCUCAUGUAUGAGCAAUCUACGGAGCUGAACAUCGUACGGUUGUAAUAGGCAAUAGCUCUGGUCCUAUUUACUACACCAUAAUAUGUUCAAUAUUGAUCUAAAUUAGCAUAUCUAUGUUAUAAACCCCAUUAAUAAACUUAUGCAAUAUAAUUCAUUUCUUACGAGAUUUUAACAAUGUCGUGAUAUUUAAAUAAGAAGCAUUUAAUAAUUUAAUAUGAGAGAUGUUAUAAUUGGUUAACUUAAUCAUUUUUUUAUAAUUAAAAUAAAUGAUGAAUCAAGACAAUGAAGUAAUGCCAAGUGGCUUAAUGAGCUUAAUCAUUUAAAAAGUUUUAUAACUUCGAUACAUUCUCGUUUAAGUUUUCGUAUUACACAUUCCCAGAAUCUGUCAGCGAAAUGAUAUAUAACUUUUCUAGGACGUCCUGUAUAUGCAAUACUGGGAUCAAUUUUUUAAAAUGAUCGUUUUAGCUGGGAGGGGGGGAGGGGAUUAUCGCAUUAAUUAUAGACGUUAUCAUAUUCAUAACACUACUCUUGUAACUGUACUCCGUUGAAACGCAAGCCUCCGUCUAUCGAGCUAAUCGCUGAGAUGAGUUAUCUAGUGGAGUUGAAAAGGAAUUUCACCGAGUAUAUGCGUGAGUCGCCAAAUUAUGUGCAAUUUUUUAAAAAUUCGUUAAAAAUGAAGCUACUAAACGAAGACAAAAACGUAACGCCAACGAUACGGCAUAUGAGGCGUAUCACGACUGCAGCUUAAUACCGGCAGAAUUAAGAAUUUAUUACAUCUUUAUGAUGCAUACAUAUGCAAGAAGAACGCGACAGUAUAGAAUUGACGGAAGUUAACUCUGCGUGUACACCGUUAGUGAUAAUGUUAACAAUGUGCCGCACAAAGAAUAUAUUGCGACUCGAACGAUAAAUUUUACAAGCAUUUAUAGCGAACGAUAUGGAAAUAAUUUUACUCUUAUUGCAUUUAUAUUGCCGUUGUGAGAAAAGACUGAAUUAUAUAAACUAAAAAUGAUCUUGGGCACAUGUUAGAAACGAAGAAACGUUAAGUGUGCGAAAAACUUUCUAACGAGAGACGUUAGAAGUUUUUCUUUAAACAUAAUUAUUAGUUUAUAUACAUACAAAUAGUAUACCACGUACAGCAAUUCUGCUUGUGAUGGAAGACUCUAAAAGACUGCAAAAGAGUACACUCAUUUUAAUUAGAAUGGAAUGAUAUCAAUUAUACUAACAUGCCACAAUACAGACUGAUUUUUAUAAUCUCCUAAAUUUGUUCCGAAAUCCCGUUAUAGGGAAAGUGUCAAUUAAUAGCCUUGCUGAGAAAUCGUUUUCUUUGCGUCACUUCAAUAUGCGUAAAACUCACAAUACUCAUAAAAAUGUACUUUGAAAUAACAAUACACAAUAGCCUAAAUGCAUGAUGUAUAUUUAUUACAAAUAGGAUUUUUUUAUAAACUAUGUGUACCUUAGACAAUCUACUUUUAAAAACGUAAACAAGCUAAUAAAUGCGUCAUGACAACACGAAACUUCAAA